UGUCGGGUUGACGAAGGAAAUGCUCGUGUUUUGACGGAGCUGUAAUGCAGUGUGGCGAUGGGCAGGUCUUGAGAGGAUGUGAUCGGAAUGCCAAGGGCUGCAGAAAUCAGCUAUCUAGUUCUCCCUCCCUCCUCCCAUCCUGGGGACCCCCCUCCCGGCCACCCUCCCCACGCUAGGCGAGAUCGGCUCUGCCCGCGUUUCCAGCCCACCCCUCUUGCAAUUGCAAGUCGCACCAAUAGAACAGGGCAAUGCUGGGGAGUCAGCCAGGCCCUCUGGCAACAGAAAUGUAAACCCAGUGACUUACUGGUAGGUUUCCCCCCACCCACCCCCGCCUGCUGCAGCCACAUGCUCCUCGUGUCCUUGCUGCAGGCGGAGGGGCGAGACAUCGGCAGUCCCGCUGCCCUGGGCUCUCUGCGGUUCGCGGGGCAGCUCCCGGGGACGCUCGGGCUCGAGGCAUGACAUAGAGCGCCUCUGUUUCCCCUCCCGAAGCGGCGGCGAAGCGGCAGCCCCCCAAAUGGCCUGGCCAGAUGCGGCAGGUCUGCUGCUCAGCGCCGCAACUGGAGGAGGCUCCGUGCGCCAGCAGCAGCAGCGCCCGCCCCGCUGCGCCUCCCGAGCAGCCGCAGCCCUGCAGCCCGGACAGCAGCCGCCGCAGCAGCCGCCGCAGCCGACGGCAUGAGGCGCGAUCCGACCCCCGGCUUCUCCAUGCUGCUCUUCGGGGUGUCUCUCGCCUGCUACUCCCCCAGCCUCAAAUCGGUGCAGGACCAGGCGUACACCGCGGCCGUGGUGGUGGAGGGCAAGGUGCAGGCGCUGCCCCCCCCGCCCGGCAGCGGCAAUGGCACCCGCGAGCCACCUGCCUCCGCUGGGGGGGUCCUGGUGAAAGUCUUGGACCUGUGGCCCCGCAACAGCGGGGGGCUGCAGCGCGAGCAACUGAUCAGCGUGGGCAGUGCGGGCUCCCCGGCGCCCUGCUUCAAAGUGAAGAGGAACCACCGCUACAUCUUCUUCCUGGAGCCCACCGAGCAGCCCCUGGUCUUCAGGACAUCCUUCGCCCCCCUGGACACCAGCGGCAAGAACCUCAAGAAGGAUGUGGGCAGGAUCCUGUGCGCAGACUGCGAGUGCGAAUGCUGCCCGGAACAGAAUUUCUUUCAGUCGUGACGAUGACCUAUCCUGGUAACUUACUCCUGCUGGACGUUGUCAGUUGUCUAACACCUCAAUGGCAAUCCCUAUAGUCUGCAUCCGUCACCUCUAGGCUGGUUGCAGUACAAGCAUGCAGGUGAUUAGGGAGAUAGCAUCCAGGGUUCUGGUGGAACGGUGCAGCUCCUUGGUGUCAGAAAGUCAAAUAAACACGAACUGAUUUGUUACAAUUUGCGAUUGAAUUCAGAGUCUAUUUUGAAAUUGGAUUUCGCUGUUCUUUUUGUUUGUGCUUCAGUCGCAUUAUAGCUCACUAAAGUAUUUGUUGUCAGUCUCUUAUAUUUUUCAUAUUUAAUGUUUCUUUUUGUUCUUGUUUUCCUUUGAUAACUGCAGCCAGUCUACUGAAUGAAAGACCUUGUAAUAGCAUGAAUUUCUGGCCCCAUUAACUCUGUAGCCACUAAAUUGCAUCCAAUGCACUGCUUUCCUAUAGCAGAUAACGUGUUUACAAAUGCAGAGACAGAUAUUUUGUUGACAUGUGUACGGGUUUUGGAAUAGACUGGCUAGCAGGGAUGUGCAAUA
Messenger RNA from Mauremys reevesii (Reeves's turtle), 1707 nucleotides. Its product is annotated as pro-neuregulin-2, membrane-bound isoform-like. Gene Ontology annotation, molecular function: signaling receptor binding. The record is from RefSeq and is a predicted model, not a curated record. Gene Ontology annotation, biological process: intracellular signal transduction; animal organ development; nervous system development. The coding region runs from base 673 to 1152 and encodes 159 amino acids. The transcript is spliced from 3 exons. NCBI's taxonomy places the organism in Eukaryota, Metazoa, Chordata, Testudines, Geoemydidae.